AUGCCAUCUGUGAGACAUCGCAAAGCCAAGUCUCCUUCCCCGUUAGAAUCCACAUCUUCAGCGUCGGAUUGUUUGAUAGAGGGAUCAAAAUCUGAUGAGUCUGGGGAAAUGGGCACAGAACCCGUUGUUAAUGAGAAGGAACGCAAAAAACAGGCCAUCAUUGUCAGGACAAUAUGGACCCUUAUUAUGCUUUUCUUUUUCUUUGCUAUCAUUGGUAUGGGUCCGUUCUGGAUAAUAUCCACUAUUCUGUUGGUGCAAGUAGCAGUGUUUAGAGAAUUGAUAAGUAUCACUACCACUAAAGCCAGUGAACGUGAUUUACGCUAUACUAGUUAUUUGAACUGGUACUUUCUUAUAACCACGAUUUUUUACUUGGAAGGUCGGUCCUUUCUUAAAUACUCGCUUACUUACCUGAUUGAGUCUGAUUAUACCAGCGAGAUUGCCAUUAAAUUGGCCGUGCAUCACAAGUUCAUCUGCUACUGUCUGUAUGUUAUGGGUUUUGUUGGAUUUGUCGCUUCCUUAAAGAAGGGUUACCUAAGAUAUCAGUUUACUCAAUUGAGUGUUACCCACAUGAUCCUACUUAUGGUCAUAUUACAGGGACAUUGCAUUGUCAACAAUAUACUGCAUGGCAUGAUAUGGUUCCUCCUGCCUGUUGGUUUGGUCAUCACUAAUGAUAUUUUUGCCUACAUUUGUGGUAUCACCUUUGGAAGAACUCAAUUGAUAUCCAUUUCUCCAAAAAAAACUGUCGAAGGAUUUGUGGGGGCUUGGUUCUGCACCAUUCUCAUGUCUCUACUACUCACGUACAUUUUCUGCACUAACGCAUACCUUAUAUGUCCAUUCACCAAUGAUUUGGCCGUUAAUUGCCUGUCCGGUAUCCAGUGUGAUCCUAAUCCUAUCUUCAUUCACCAAAUAUACCGUCUUCCAAGCUAUCUAUCGUUGUUAUUGAAGAAAGAUUACAUUCAGUUAAAACCAAUAUAUCUGCAUGCCGUGAUUAUUUCCAUGUUUGCUUCAUUGAUUGCACCAUUCGGUGGAUUCUUUGCAUCUGGUCUCAAAAGAGCCUUGAAAAUUAAGGACUUUGGGGAUGCCAUCCCUGGUCAUGGUGGUGUAACGGACAGAAUGGACUGUCAGUUCCUUAUGGGAUCGUUCUCUUACUUGUACUACGAAACAUUUAUUUCCGUGCACCGAUUAAAUAUUGGAAACCUUCUUCAGACAGUGAUAAUCAAUCUUAGUGGUGAAGAGAUUAUUCAACUUGUCAAAAGUCUUCAGUCAUACUUAUACAAGAUUGGAUAUAUUGACGAAGAAGUUUACACUCAAUUAAAUAAGAUGCUUUGA
This is a messenger RNA of Brettanomyces nanus, 1329 nucleotides long. RefSeq lists its product as uncharacterized. The transcript has a single exon. The record is from RefSeq and is a predicted model, not a curated record. The coding region runs from base 1 to 1329 and encodes 442 amino acids. NCBI's taxonomy places the organism in Eukaryota, Fungi, Ascomycota, Pichiomycetes, Pichiales, Pichiaceae. Gene Ontology annotation, cellular component: endoplasmic reticulum membrane. Gene Ontology annotation, molecular function: phosphatidate cytidylyltransferase activity.